CAAUUUGACGAUUCUAUAAUGUGUAAUCCGGUAAAUAUUCUGUUUUUAGAAAGUGUACACUAUGAAGACGUUCAAAAUACUGUAGUUUGUGUACAUAACUAAGUUUUUAAAGUGUAGUGAAAGGCUUACAGAUUGUAUUGUUUUGUUUGUGAUUUCCUAUAAUUUAGCGAUCCAUUGUCAUACAAAAAAAUAAUUAGUAAUUCCUAAUUAUUCUUCAAAUACAACAGUGAAAUAUAUAAAGUUACGAAGUGAAAAUCUGUUAUUACAAAUGGGAGAUAAAUAAAAAAAGAAAGCGGUGCAUAGAAAUAGCGCCAGAAUAAUUGUUAAAUAAUUUGAGUAAAUAGUCAUAUUUGAGUUGACUAUCAUGACAGACACUAGACGAAGAGUCAAGCUUUACGCUCUGAAUGCUGACCGGCAAUGGGAUGACCGGGGAACGGGGCAUGUUUCAUCAUGUUUCGUAGAGAGAUUAAAAGGUACAUCAUUAUUAGUAAGGGCAGAGUCAGAUGGAACUCUGUUGUUGGAAAGCAAAAUACAACCUGACACAGCUUAUCAGAAACAACAAGACACUUUGAUAGUUUGGUCAGAAGGUGAUAACUUUGACUUAGCUUUAAGUUUUCAAGAGAAAGCUGGCUGCGAUGAAAUUUGGGAGAAAAUAUGUCAGGUUCAAGGUAAGGACCCAUCUGUUGAGAUAACCCAAGACAUAGUGGAAGAAUCUGAAGAUGAACGUUUUGAUGAAAUGUCCGAUAGUGUGCAACCAGUUGAGCUUCCGGCAUGUGAAAUGGGUCGGUUGGAAGACAUCAGUGAACUGGUGAACAGCUGUCUAGUUUCACCAGCAAGGAAAGAUAAACUAGCAGCGGCAUUGGAGAGUCAACAUUACAUUAAGAAACUUCUUAACUUGUUCCACAUGUGUGAAGAUAUCGAAAACAUAGAAGGGUUACAUCAUCUAUAUGAGAUAUUUAAAAGUAUAUUUCUCCUCAAUAAAAACACACUUUUUGACACAAUGUUUGCAGAUGACACUAUUUUUGAUGUUGUUGGUUGCUUAGAAUAUGACCCUGGUUUGCCUCAACCAAAAAAACACAGGGAAUAUCUCAAGGAACUAGCCAAAUUCCGUGAGGCUAUACCUAUAAAAAAUAAGGAUUUGUUAGCUAAAAUUCACCAAACCUAUAGAGUACAAUACAUUCAGGAUAUUGUUCUUCCGACACCUACAGUCUUUGAGGAUAAUUUGCUAAGCACAUUGUCCAGUUUUAUAUUUUUUAAUAAGGUAGAAAUAGUGAAACUUAUAGAGGAAGAUGAGAAAUUCUUGACAGAUUUAUUUAAGUUGCUGAUGGAUGUUAAGACACCCGACAGUAAGAGGAGAGACUUAGUUCUAUUUUUAAAAGAGUUUUGUAAUUUUUCACAAAAUUUACAACCUCAAGACAAAGAUGCCUUUUAUAAGACAUUAGUUUCAUUGGGUAUACUGCCAGCUCUAGAGAUAACUUUAAGUAUAGAUGAUCAGAAGACCAAGACUGCAUCUAUAGAUAUACUGACAUAUAUUGUGGAGUUUUCACCAUCAGUUGUAAGAGACUAUACAUUACAGCAAGCUAACAAUACUGAGGAGGAACAAAUGUUACUGAAUAUUGUAAUAGAACAAAUGUUGAGGGACCAGGACCCUGAACUUGGUGGUGCGGUGCAGUUAAUGGGUGUAUUACGUAUUCUACUCGACCCUGAAAGCAUGUUGGCCUCAGUCAAUAAAAGUGAGAAGGUGGACUUCCUCAAUUUCUUCUACAAACACAGUAUACAAACCCUUAUAGCCCCCUUAUUGCAAAAUACAACUGGUGAGAAACCAUCGAAGGAGGAUUAUCAUACUGUGCAGCUUUUGGGACUUGUACUUGAACUACUUUCAUUUUGUGUCGAACAUCACACAUACCACAUAAAAACUUGUAUAUUAAACAAGGAUCUUUUGCGGCGCAUUUUGGUUCUCAUGAGGUGUACACAUACAUUCUUAGUGCUUGGAGCUCUAAGGUUUAUGAGGAAAAUUAUUGCUCUUAAAGAUGAGUACUACAACAGAUAUAUAAUAAAAGGAAGUCUCUUUGCACCGGUUGUUGAUGCUUUCCUUAGAAAUAAUGGCAGGUACAACUUAUUAGAUUCUGCGAUAUUAGAGUUAUUUGAAUUCAUUAAGUUAGAAGACAUUAAGUCGCUGUGUUCACACGUUGUGGAAAACUAUGGGAAGAUCUUAGAGGAUGUGGAGUAUGUACAAACGUUUAAGGCUUUAAAGACGCGUUAUGACCAACACCAGGACAAACUUAAGGAAAGGGAUCGAGUGAGCGGUAGCGUGGCUGUCGCGGAGGCUGUGGUUCCGUCGCUGCUGCGGACGAGAUACCGCCGCGAGGCUCGCCAGCCUGACGACGAGGAGGAGAUGUGGUUCAACGACGACGACGAGCUGGAGGACGACGCGCCCCUCGACGCCGCCGCCACGCACGCGACCGCACACCACGCGCUCGACGCUAUAGGCAAGAUAGUGGAAAAGAAAGUAUGUUCGAGUACGGAGACAGUGAACGGUCCUAGCAGGGUGUUGCUCAGCACAUCUCCCAAGCCUGUACACACCGACGUUCAGGUAUCCACGCCCAGAUUACUCAAUAAGGGCCUGGUGGAUUACGAUGGUGAUUCAGACGAGGAGGACGAAGGCGGUACAUCCGCUCAUACUCCUGGCGAAGAGCGUGACGCCAAGCGGCCGCGGCUCGCGUAAUGUACACGUGCGGUAAUAUACACGUGUUUAAUAUCAAGGAAUAUAUAUUAUGGAGCGGAAAGCAUGCUCUCCAACCAGCCCGUCUCUUAGCUGUGCGACGCCUAUCCAGAUAUACUCUAGGAGCAGUACAUGCAAAAAAUUUCUGUGGUUAGCAGUGAUAAUUUCCACUAUGUAUAUAGUGUACCACAAUAAAAUUGAGUAAAUGUAUCCAAUGUAGGUAAACAUUUCAGGAUAGAUUGUUUAAAGUACAAAGGUGUUUGUGGGAAAAAUAUAAUAUUGUAAUGAUCAUCGUUGAUUGAAUUAUAUAUGUAUAUGUAAAUUAGUGUGUCACAACUACAAGACCAAUCUCUAUGGGAGUCUUAAAAAUUUUAUAUAUUUGCUGUGGAAUUGUUACUCGUUUGUGGUGUUUGUAUGAACAUAUUCUUAAUUAUUUAAUUCGGAUCACUUUGCACUUAUAUUUAAUAGCAUUCCUUUUUUUUUUUCAACUUCUCAGAGAUAUAAUUUAAUUGUUAAAUGAAAUGAAAAUCAUUUUGUAUUAUGUCUUUUUAUAAAUAUGAUUUUUAGAAGAAAAUUUGGUUUUAUUUAGUACAUUUUCACAACGGAAUCAUCUAAAUUCUCCUUAUUAUUCCCAAUUGUUAAGUUUAUUCCUUACCGUGUAAAAUAAUUCAUUAUAAAUCUGUAUACAUGUUAAUAUUAUCUAUUCAUAUAUUAAAAUAAAAUGAUUUUUAUUACAUUUGUGAAACAUGUAUGUUUUAUGUCAUAUCAUUUGAAAAUUUUAUCUCUGAGAAGUGACUAUUGUUUCUAGCUUUUCUAAACAUAUCUAGUUACACUUAUAUUUGGAUCUUCUGCUGGAAACUUCCAUUGAAGCAAAAUUUUAUUUUUAUAUUCAUGACCAUAAUUAUUUCGGUGACAUUUAUCAAAAUGAGAUCCAGAUGUCUAUGUCGUUAGUUAUGUUAUUAAAGUUAUAAAUAAUGUCCAUCUCUUCCAUCACCAAAACCUAUUCUCGCGAUUACGUUACAAGAAUAUUCGCGACAAAUUUGUUUUGAAAAAAAAAAAAAAAAAAUUGGCACGGAGAAAACAUAUAUUUUUUAGUACAGCUUAACUAGCUUAAGUAGAAUAAGAGCUAUGUGGAAAUUAAGAAAACUAAACAACACCCACUAGAAAAGAAACAAGCAUAAUCUGUACGGAGUAACAUUGAAUGUCAAUGUUAGUUUGUUAACGUCAGAUUCAGUUGCCGUCUCGCUUUGCAUCCUGAUAUCGGAUAUGUGAUAAAUGAAUAUCUAAAUAGGAACAGUUUAAUUUUUAUUACAUUAAAAUAUAUAGUUUAAUCAUUUUUACUUUGUAAAUAACAUAGAUAUAAUAUAGUAUGAAGGCGAUCGAUUUUGUAAUUUGCCUGAGUUGUUUUGUAUUAGGUAUAUUCAGUGUGUGAUUGCCCUAAUCAUAGCUAUAGUUAGCGUUAAUAUAGUAUUGGAAAUAAGGGCUGUGUAAACAUUUGAUACAUACAUACAUGAUGAUACAACAGAUUUCUUAUGAUGGACGACAUUUUGUGCUAAGGAGAAAAAAAAUAACAGAUUAUAAUUUCAUAGUUUUUAUAAAUGACAGCAGCUAAUUGUUCUAAUGCGGUUUUAUAUAAUACAUAUAAAAUAUUAUAAAAUUUAAAAAAAAAAGUAAAUUAUUGAUUUUCUAAUAUUAUUAUAUAGUGUAUAAUAUGUAUUGUAUAACAAUUAAUUUGUAUUGUGCCCUAUGCCAGAGUAAUUAUAUGUAUGUGAUCUAAUAGUCUUUAAAUGCCACACAAACAAGGAAACAUAAAAUGUGACAAUUUCUAUAACAAAUUCACAUAACAUGUGUAACUUUGGACAUCAAAUAGUAAUUUCUCGAGACACGUUCUGUUGAAUAUAUCAAACAACUUGAUAAAAUGCAAUAUUAGAUCGCCCCUAUGUAUUUAUAUAUACCGAGCCAAAUAAUCACUUUGGUCGUAACAUCAUAGCUAGCAGGACUUUUGACAUUGAUUUAAUAUGGUAUACAUGAAAAGUGAGCACAAUAAAUAAUUUUUUUCAUGCAAUUCUACACUAUCAGCGUGACUGUGAAACGCUUCAAACUAAUUGUGGAAUGCAUGUUUAGAAAUAGUAAUUUAUUUGGUGUGUAUUAUUAUACUUUACUUGUACAAUACGUUAUAUGUCGUGUGGAUAUUCAUCGGCGAUCCAUACACGGAAUCUUCUAAUCACUGCAACACACACAUAAUUUAUAUACAUAUAUAUAAAUUAUUUAAUGCAUGUGUAUCUGCCCUAGGAAGACAUAUCAAUUUUUUAUAUAUUUGACAAUGGAAUUAUUGAUCUCUGUGUUAACGAAAUAAAACUAUAUAACCGGUUACAUGGAUGACGGUCGCAUGGAAAUAGUUGGACAGGUCCUAACAUAAGAUUGAAAUACACGAAUUCGAUGCUUAAUGUAACAGUUUAAAACUUUUUAUACUUAUUAUAUGAGAUCGUUUGUCGAUAUUAUUCAAUGCAUAUUCUUUUUUACACAAACGUUGACCUGUUCAAGUAUUUUCAUUCAUUAUUAUUAUUUUUUUAUUUCUCGAAUGUUCUAUUUCGUUCAUGUGAUUGAUAUAGGCGCUCACUUGGUAUGCACAGUUAAUGCGAGACUUACAUACGUGGAAUGGAAGCGUCAGAGAGAUUGUAAAUAGAUGUUUUAUGUAAUACUUUAUUUUGGUAUCUGUCGGAACAUCCACGUGUUUAAUAGCGUAGAGCUGUCAAUUAGAUUUAUACGAUACUUAUAUUCCUUGAAAUAAAUUCCCCGUUGAAAAUGGAUUUUUAGAUGAAAGUAGACUGUAACAACUAUUUUUUAUCUGUCUAGGUGGAUGACCAUCAUAAACUAAUUUAUACACAAUAAAUUUAAAUAGAUUUACCUAUUGGCAAGUUGUGUAAAAUAAAUAAGCUUACUAUAAUGCUAUUAUUACGAUGUCACUAGUUACGUAAGCAAUAUAAACAUAAGGAAAUACGA
Molecule: messenger RNA, 5725 nt
Organism: Danaus plexippus (monarch butterfly)
Lineage: Eukaryota; Metazoa; Arthropoda; Insecta; Lepidoptera; Nymphalidae
Gene: flfl
Product: serine/threonine-protein phosphatase 4 regulatory subunit 3
Exons: 10
Coding region: 365-2725 (786 amino acids)
Biological process (GO): DNA damage response; protein dephosphorylation
Cellular component (GO): protein phosphatase 4 complex; nucleoplasm
Molecular function (GO): protein phosphatase activator activity
Source: RefSeq, a predicted model, not a curated record